This is a messenger RNA of Miscanthus lutarioriparius, 234 nucleotides long. The record is from the annotation of a GenBank genome assembly. Lineage: Eukaryota; Viridiplantae; Streptophyta; Magnoliopsida; Poales; Poaceae.
AUGGGUGCCAAGCUCCUUCUCGUUGCCUUUCUCGUCAUCACCACUGCCGGCCACCCCAUCUGGGCACAAGUGGUUAAUGAUGUGGUGGAGGUUAUCAAGGGGGGACUUGAUGGCUUGUCAUCCACGUUCGAUCAAGCAGCGGACAACCUAGCCCAAAUGUCAGAUAUUGUGCUCGACAAUAUUGUGAACGAGGAGACUGGACCGACUGCGACAGCCAAUGGGACAAAUCCUUAG